UCGAUCACGGUCGGUUAUUGUCGUUUUCGUCGUCGUUGUCUCCGUAGUCCGUCCGGUUCGAUAUAAAUUUUGUCACCGCUCUCAUGCUCUGUCGUUUAGUAGGUCUUUCGGGGGAAGGAAAAUAUUCAAAAAGUUUUUACCCUGUUGCACAUAUCGCGUUAUACCUUCACUAUUGAGAAUAACAUUUCUAAUAUUUAAAUAUACAUCUUACGUGAUCGUGUGUGCCUCGAGGAGAUAAUAUAAUAUAUGUAAUAUGUGUAUAUACACAUACAUGUUGUAUAAAGUUUGAAAAUAAUAAUAGUAGGUAUACGAUCAGUGAUUUGUCGACUCGCGUGUGAUCGCAGCUAUACUUAGGAAAUAAUAUUGUUUGAUGGUGUGCUAGACGCGCUCGACUACGCGUUCCUUACCGGUAAAAGGCCGCCCUCGCGCGAUGGGGGCCGGAAAAAUGCGUAGGAAAGUCAAGCUGCUAUUGAUUUUCUUGGCGUCAUGGAUGUUUGUGGUCGUGUACUUGAUACAGUCCGGUUCAAGGGACACCAAGCCAGAAGAGAAUAGAGCGUUACGGCUGAAAAGCGAUCGAUACGCUUUAAUGUCUGUCGACGAUCCGUCGAUCGACAGGCACGUAGAUAGUUCGCCAAGUUCUCUGACCGAUGGCCAGGCAGAACUCUUUACGCCUUUUUCAACAUUAAGCAGUUAUCUGGACGAGGUUGCGUACGUGGCCGCCGGUGGUCUCAGACACGGCGACGAUGCGUAUUCGCGUAACAAAUUCAAUCAACUGGCGAGCGAUAGCCUGCGCAGCAAUCGGCCAGUGCCCGAUACUAGAAACUCAAAAUGUUUAACUAAAAAAUAUCGCAUUGAUUUACCCGAGACAAGUGUCAUCAUCACGUUUCAUAACGAAGCAAGGUCUACUCUUUUGAGAACAGUUGUCAGCGUUUUAAAUAGAAGUCCUGAGCAUUUAAUCAAAGAAAUAAUUCUUGUGGACGAUUUCAGUGACGACAGUACUGAUGGACAAGAACUAUCAAAAAUACAAAAAGUGAAACUCAUUAGAAAUGAACAAAGAGAAGGGUUAAUGAGAUCUAGAGUUCGUGGUUCAGAAAUCGCGACAGCACCCGUCCUUACAUUUUUGGAUAGUCAUGUAGAGUGUAAUGUGAAUUGGCUAGAACCACUAUUAGAUCGUGUAGCGGAAGACCCAACUAGGGUGGUGUGUCCAAUUAUCGAUGUCAUCAAUAUGGAUAACUUUCAAUACAUAGGAGCUUCAUCAGAACUUAGAGGUGGAUUUGAUUGGAAUUUAGUGUUUAAAUGGGAGUAUUUAUCAAUAGAAGUCAGGUCACAACGUCAAAAAGAUCCAACUUUACCAAUCAGAACUCCAAUGAUCGCCGGCGGUUUAUUUGUGAUGAACAAAGAUUAUUUUGUAAAACUUGGAACAUAUGACAAGGAAAUGAACAUUUGGGGUGGUGAAAAUUUAGAAAUAUCAUUUAGAGUGUGGCAAUGUGGUGGUAGCUUAGAAAUCAUCCCUUGUUCGCGCGUUGGGCAUGUGUUUCGAAAGAGACAUCCUUAUUCAUUUCCGGGAGGCAGUGGCAAUGUUUUCGCCCACAACACUCGUCGAGCUGCUGAAGUAUGGAUGGACCAGUAUAAAAGAUACUAUUACAAUGCCGUGCCAUUAUCUAGAACGGUCCCAUUUGGAAACAUAGCAGAUCGAUUGGCAUUGAAAAAAAAACUCGGAUGUAAGCCGUUUAAAUGGUAUUUAGAUAAUGUUUAUCCGGAACUUAAAGUGCCAGCGACUGUAGACGUGUUCGUGGGCAGUAUAAGACAGGGCUACAUGUGCUUAGAUACAUUAGAAAACCAAAUCGGAAAAACUGCAGGUAUCUUUCCGUGUCACGAUUACGGUGGAAAUCAGGAAUGGACAUUUACAAUUGGUGGAUCAAUUAAGCAUGGUACAAUGUGUUUAUCUCCGACAGAUUAUUCAGCCAUGAGUUUAUUAGUUAUGAAACCCUGUGACUCUUCGACUGACGAAUGGAAAUACGACGAAAACACUAAACAAUUAAGACUUAAAUUUGUUAAUCUGUGUUUGGACACGCUUGGAAUACAUGAAAUGAUAAGUAUUAAUGUGUGUGAUAAUCUUAAUUCAAAUCAGAAAUGGGAAUACUUGGUUGCAGCAGGAAUCGAGAAUAAUGUUUGAAUCCUACAAAAUGGUAAUAACAGAAUAAUAUUAGUAAUUGUUUAUUGAUUUCCAAAAUCAAAAAUAAAAACUACUUAAAUGAAAAUCCAAAGAUCAACAUUGUAAACAUUACUCAGGGAAGACAUCAAAUAAAUACAUUAUUAGGCUAUAAUGAUUUUUUAAAUUAUUAAAUUAUACAUUGUACAAUUAAAUUAUUACUAAUAUUGUACUGUGAUAAAUGUUAAAACGAAUAGCUUUGAGUUAUCUUAUUACCUAGCCACCUAAGUAUAUAAAAUUAUAUACGUUAGACGUAUAGAUACAUACAGUUAUUAUACAUAAAUACAAUAUUUUAGUCUUAAAAUCAUUUUAAAUUUAUCGAAAACCUAUAAGUAUUAGUACUUUAAUAUUAAGAUACAUUUUUAAGUAGGUG
Molecule: messenger RNA, 2585 nt
Organism: Rhopalosiphum maidis (corn leaf aphid)
Lineage: Eukaryota; Metazoa; Arthropoda; Insecta; Hemiptera; Aphididae
Product: polypeptide N-acetylgalactosaminyltransferase 2-like
Exons: 12
Coding region: 431-2176 (581 amino acids)
Cellular component (GO): Golgi apparatus
Source: RefSeq, a predicted model, not a curated record